GUCAAAACAAGCGCAACAUCUUGCAAGUUGCAAGAGAAAUUUGCACUCUCCUUUUCUUCUGCCCUUCAUUUUCAAAGUUCAAACUUAAACCCUUCCCCCCCACACCCCCCCCACACACACAAACAACAUUUCAAAAUUAGUACCAAACCCAACAUUUGAUUUUUUCAUCUUCAUCCCUGUGUUUGAAUUUUCAGAGAUCGUUCUCGGCUUUUACAUUUCAUUUUAUUGGAUCUGAGCCUCAUUACAUGCUUUGGGCUUUACACAGCAUACAGUGAAUCGAACGAACCGAUUGAAAUCAAUGCAAUGGCGUCUGAAAACAUUGGAGUGGAGAUAGAGGCGUCAGAGGAAAACGAGUUUUCAUCGGGGAGGGGUUUGGGUGGGCGCAAGUACCGGCCAGUAUUUGCUCACGACCAUGAUCGAGCCGUUCUUGAGAUGUCCUCGAUUGACCCUAGUGUCCAUCCAUCUUCUUCAGCUUCUAUGAAUGGCGCCAGUGAUCUCAAAAAAGUUGUGGGAGCAAGUAAGGGUUCUGAGGGAAGUGAUGGGCGAUUACCUAAUCAUGGAGUUGCCAAUGGUGGUCAGAAUGAUUCCAAAUUGGAAUUGUUUGGUUUUGACUCACUCGUUAAUAUUUUGGGGCUCAAAAGUAUGGCAGGUGACCAGAUUCAAGCACCAUCCAGUCCUAGAGAUGGAGAUGAUGCAUCAAUUCAGCGCCCACAGGCCAACAGUGUUAAAUUGGGGACUAUGAUGGGUGUGUUUGUCCCUUGUCUACAAAACAUUUUAGGGAUUAUUUACUACAUCAGGAUCGUGGGUAUGGCUGGGAUUGGUCAAUCAUUGUUGCUGGUUGCUUUCUGUGGUUCAUGUACUUUCCUUACAACUAUAUCUUUGAGUGCAAUAGCUACUAAUGGCGCAAUGAAGGGAGGGGGACCCUAUUAUCUUAUUGGUCGUGCCCUGGGUCCGGAGGUUGGAGUGAGCAUUGGUUUAUGUUUUUUCCUUGGAAAUGCUGUUGCUGGUGCACUUUAUGUUUUGGGAGCUGUGGAGACAUUCCUAAAUGCUAUACCUCAGGCUGGAAUUUUUAGAGAGGAGACUUUUGUAAGGAUAAAUGGCACAGACAUCGCACAACCUAUUACCAGCCCAAGUUUACAUGACUUGCAAGUUUAUGGGAUUAUUGUGACAAUCAUCCUAUGCUUCAUAGUGUUUGGUGGAGUAAAAAUGAUCAACAGAGUUGCACCAGCUUUUCUUUUACCUGUGUUGUUCUCUUUGUUCUGCAUAUUUGUGGGGAUAUUCCUGGCAAGGGAGAAUUAUCCUACAGGUCUGUUGACCACUGCUAGACUUAUAUGUGUUCCAACAAAUGGUACAGAUGGAAUCACUGGCUUGAGAUUGGAAUCUUUUAAGGACAACUGGAGUUCGGAUUAUCAAAUGACAAACAAUGCUGGAAUACCAGAUCCUAAUGGGAAAAUAUACUGGAGUUUCAAUGCAUUGGUUGGUCUCUUUUUCCCUGCUGUAACGGGGAUUAUGGCAGGUUCAAACCGGUCCGCCUCACUUAAGGACACCCAGCGUUCCAUUCCUGUCGGGACUUUAGCUGCAACUUUAACAACUUCAGGUCUAUAUCUCGUUUCAGUGCUGUUUUUCGGAGCUCUUGCCACCAGGCAGAAACUUCUGACAGACAGCCUAACCGGUGCCCCUCGUCUUCUAGCGGCAAUAGCCAAUGAUGACAUCUUACCCGUUCUUAAUUAUUUUAAGGUGGUGGAUGGGAGUGAGCCCCACAUUGCUACUCUUUUCACAGCCUUCCUCUGUAUUGGAUGCGUCGUUAUUGGCAAUCUGGAUCUUAUUACCCCAACCGUAACAAUGUUUUACCUUCUUUGCUACGGUGGAGUGAACUUGUCUUGUUUCCUUUUGGAUCUUCUGGAUGCUCCCAGCUGGCGCCCUCGGUGGAAAUUUCACCAUUGGAGUAUCUCCCUUGUCGGAGCACUAAUCUGUAUAGUUAUUAUGUUCUUGAUUUCUUGGACGUUCACCGUGGUUUCUCUUGCUCUGGCAACUCUCAUAUAUUACUACGUAAGUAUCAAAGGGAAAGCUGGGGAUUGGGGAGAUGGUUUCAAGAGCGCCUACUUUCAACUUGCUCUCCGUAGUCUACGGUCUUUAGGAGCAAGCCAAGUGCACCCUAAAAACUGGUACCCAAUCCCUCUCGUAUUCUGCCGGCCAUGGGGCAAGCUCCCGGAGAACGUCCCGUGCCACCCGAAAUUGGCCGAUUUUGCGAAUUGCAUGAAGAAGAAAGGCCGUGGGAUGUCCAUAUUCGUGUCCAUCAUCGACGGUGACUAUCACGAGCUGGCAGAGGAAGCCAAAUCCACAUGCCGGGCCCUCAGCACUUACAUAGAGUACAAACGUUGCGAAGGAGUAGCCGAGAUUGUGGUGGCCCCCACAAUGUCUGAUGGCUUCCGAGGCAUCGUUCAGACAAUGGGCCUCGGCAACCUGAAGCCCAACAUCGUUGUCAUGCGCUACCCGGAAAUAUGGCGCCGGGAGAAUCUGACCGAGAUUCCUGCCACUUUUGUCGGGAUCAUUAACGAUUGUAUUGUUGCUAAUAAAGCUGUUGUUAUAGUCAAGGGGCUUGAUGAGUGGCCGAAUGAGUACCAGAGGCAAUAUGGGACGAUCGAUUUGUAUUGGAUUGUGAGGGAUGGUGGUCUCAUGCUCUUGCUUUCUCAGUUGCUCUUGACGAAGGAGAGCUUCGAGAGCUGUAAGAUUCAGGAGGAUUCUGAUGCUGAGGAGCUUAAGGCUGACGUGAAGAAAUUCCUGUACGACCUCCGAAUGCAAGCUGAGGUGAUUGUGAUCUCUAUGAAGUCGUGGGAUGCAAGAGCGGAGAAGCAGGAUGACUCAAUGGAGGCUUUUAGCAGUGCUCAAGAGAGGAUUUCAGAUUAUUUGGCAUCUAUGGAAAAAAGAGCCGAGCAGGAGGGUACACAUGGGCUAAUGGUGAACGAGCAACAAGUGGAGAAGUUUCUGUACACGAUGCUGAAGCUAAACUCGACUAUCUUGAAAUACUCUAGAAUGGCGGCAGUUGUGCUCGUCAGCCUUCCACCGCCGCCGCUAAACCACCCGUCGUAUUUUUACAUGGAAUAUAUGGACUUGUUGGUCGAG
Messenger RNA from Striga asiatica, 3123 nucleotides. NCBI's taxonomy places the organism in Eukaryota, Viridiplantae, Streptophyta, Magnoliopsida, Lamiales, Orobanchaceae. The record is from the annotation of a GenBank genome assembly.